Molecule: messenger RNA, 1382 nt
Organism: Spinacia oleracea (spinach)
Lineage: Eukaryota; Viridiplantae; Streptophyta; Magnoliopsida; Caryophyllales; Amaranthaceae
Exons: 3
Coding region: 624-1211 (195 amino acids)
Source: RefSeq, a predicted model, not a curated record
UUUCUUAAAAGUUGAAUAAUUAGAAAAUUUUAAUAAUAUAUAUUAAAACGAAAUAAUAAAACAAGCAACACUAUAUUAGAAUUUAAGCGUACAUUACAAUUAGAAAAACUAAUUAAAUAAAUGAAAUCUCGAGGUUAAACCCGAAAUCUUAAUCUAAAAAAUAAAAAAUAUAUAUCAUAUCUCUCCUUAUUAUAAAAGAAUUAUUAAAUAAUGUAAAAAUUAUGAUCCAACUUUCAAACAUCACAUCAAAAAAUAUAAAAAUACACCUUCCAAAUCUUUUGGAGGAAUAAUUUCCUAAAAUUUCCCCAAAAAAACAACUAAAAGUUUCCUAAAGAUUAGGAGAGUGCACGACCUGCACGGCACUCCUCUCUGCUCCGUGAAAAAAAAUAAAACCACCUCUCACAAUCUUCUCUGCUUCUCACAAUUCAGUUCUGACGCAAUCCAUCCCACCAAUUUCCUCCCCAAAACCUCUGGUAAUCUUUCCGGUCUCACCGCGCGUCUCUUAAGAUCAGUCAUUGAGCAAGGGGAAUCCAUCAUCGCCCAAUCCAUCAUCACCCCAAUUCGCAAGGAAAUCAUCGUCUGGUUCAUCAUUGCCCAAACACAGCAUUGAAAGGUUUGUUGGUAUGGCUUCUGAAAAUGACAAUGGCUCUCCUGCUAACAAUGAGAAUCCAAAAAAGUCAAGUCAAAAGACCACCAGAGGGCCUUCAACAGCCAAGUAUAUCAUUGAAAAAGAUGAUGGACCAUUUCCUCUACAAUGGAAUGAGCAUAAUUGUGCGAUCGGAGAGUUAAAGAAUAGAUACACAGCCUACACCAGGUAUAUGGCACGUGCUAAGGUAAAGAUCACCAUUGCAGAUUUGAGUCAGGUUGCAGAAGAUACUAAGGAAAAAUUGUGGACUGCUGUUAAGAAAAUGUUCAUGUGUGAUGAUGAUAAGAAAGAAGCAGUACUUAAGGAUUGCAACAAAAGGUGGAAAGAAGUCAAAACAAGAUUGACACGAGAAUACUUCACAAGUGAAGAGAAAGAGAAAGAUGCAGUGGAGGACCCGUUGUCAAAAAAAAGAAAAAAAAAUGUAGUGGAUGACCCACUAUGGGAUCUGUAUGUGGGCAUUGACGAGGAUGAUUGGAAAGAGUUUAAAAGACAACGUGAAAGUGAUGAAUUUAAGGUGACUUUUAGUUUUAUAUUUGUGAGAUGUACUUUACUUUGUUUGAUAUGACGGAAUGAAAAUCCUUGAUUUGUGGAAAGCAUUGAAUGAGUCAUUAGGAUUGAAAUGCUUAGCUUUGAUAUGACGGUGCUGCAUUAAAGGAGUUGUCGUUAGGCUUCAGUUGCUAACUUAGGGGGAAAAUAUCAGCUAAGUAAUAUACAUACUUGUUGCUUAUUUUUGCUA